Messenger RNA from Cucurbita moschata (crookneck pumpkin), 1055 nucleotides. RefSeq lists its product as uncharacterized. NCBI's taxonomy places the organism in Eukaryota, Viridiplantae, Streptophyta, Magnoliopsida, Cucurbitales, Cucurbitaceae. The record is from RefSeq and is a predicted model, not a curated record. Bases 130 to 867 code for a protein of 245 amino acids. Gene Ontology annotation, biological process: protein histidyl modification to diphthamide; tRNA wobble uridine modification. Gene Ontology annotation, cellular component: nucleus; cytosol. Gene Ontology annotation, molecular function: metal ion binding. The transcript has 3 exons.
UAACCCGACGAGGGAAUCUCUUUCUGCUUCCCAAUGAAGUUUGACUCCGACGAUCCCCGUUGAAAACUUCUGUGGCGGUUUUUCUUUGGCAGAAAUUUCCAUUUCCAAGCUUUAGUUUCCAAUUCGACCAUGGCGAUUUCCGAUCUCUCACCGUUGUCCUUCGUGCUGCUUCUGUUGGUGACGGCGGUGGUUGUCGAAGCUAGGGACAACAACCGAGUUUUCUCACCUUGUAUUGACACGACUGUUGAGAAGUCCGACGGGUUCACCUUAGGGCUUGCUUUUGCGACGGAGCAGAAGUUCGUCUUCAAUAAAACAUUGAAGUUGUCUCCUUGUGACAGCAGGCUCGCUCUUACGAAUGGAAAUGCUCUGAUCUCUGUGUUUAGACCUAAGGUUGAUGAGAUCUCCCUCCUCACCGUCAACACUACUCCGUCUGUGUCCUCCUUCAAUCCGUCUUCACAUGGCUAUAUGGUUGCAUUUGCUGGUCGGAAAUAUGCUGCAAGGUCCCCUCCAAUUUUUGUCUCAGAUGGACAACAUAUCGUAACCAGCUUUACUCUGGUGCUCGAGUUUGAGAAAGGCAGGCUGCAAAACUUGUUCUGGAAAAGGGAUGGUUGUGCUCGAUGUUCAAACAACCAUACCUUUGUUUGCAUCAACAAUCAGGAUUGUGCAAUCAGAACAAACAACUGCAAAAAUAGUGGUCCUGUCGAUUGCAGUCUUGCGAUACAGUUAGCGUUCUCUGGCACGGAUAAGCACCUUUCUGUCUUCAACUCUUGGUAUGAAGUGUCGAGACUUCGGCAAUACUCACUCGUCGAUCUGUAUUCGAACCUCAAAGAUUCUCUCACAAGUCAGUAUAACAAGAUCUUCCAAUAAAGCAUAUUUUUGUUAAUGUAUAUUUCAUUUCCAUCCUUGUAACUUGGUUUGUGCUACGAAUUCCUUUCAAAUCUUGUGCAUUUUUCAUCAAUUAAAUGUGUGACAGUAGGGGCGGUACUAGUGUUGUAUGUAUCACGAACUCCUGGUUAAAUGUAAUACAAAAUCAUAGCGUUGAAUUGCUUCUCUCC